Messenger RNA from Dendronephthya gigantea, 2203 nucleotides. RefSeq names its product GDP-D-glucose phosphorylase 1-like. The record is from RefSeq and is a predicted model, not a curated record. Gene Ontology annotation, biological process: glucose metabolic process. The transcript has 11 exons. Gene Ontology annotation, cellular component: cytoplasm. The coding region runs from base 12 to 1067 and encodes 351 amino acids. Lineage: Eukaryota; Metazoa; Cnidaria; Anthozoa; Malacalcyonacea; Nephtheidae. Gene Ontology annotation, molecular function: GDP-D-glucose phosphorylase activity.
UCAAAGCCAACAUGGCCGACCAAAGUGAGGCAACAUUUGUAUUCACAUAUGAUCAGGAUGAUUUUCAUUUUAACUCUUCGAGCUCGGCAAGUAAGUUUGACGAGGAAGUAAUGAAAAGAUGGGACAAUGCAAUGGAUUCUGGAUGUUUUAAGUACAACCUGAAUUCUGUCGAAAGAAGAAUAAUUCCUGGAAAAUAUAACUUUGUUGCACAGUUAAACGAGAAAAGAUUCACGCAAAGACGAGCUCCACAGAGUAUAACUAGCCUCAAACAGCCGUACAAUUCUGAGAAAUUUAACUUUACAAAAAUUCCGAAGAAAGAGGUUCUGCUAUCGUUAUGUGGACGCAAGGAUGAGAGCCUUGGGGGAAAUAUCGUCGUAAUAAAUGUCAGCCCACUGGAAUACGGGAAUAUUUUAUUUGUACCAGAUGUUGAUGGGCAGUUUCCGCAGGUGCUGACGGAAAGAGCCAUUCGCUUGUCACUUGAAAUGGUUUUAUUGAGUGGAAAAAGAGAUUUCCGUGUUGGCUUCAACAGCCUCUGUGCGUUCGCUUCAGUCAAUCAUCUCCACCUUCACGCCUUCUACACUCCUUAUCGUCUGCCCAUGGAAUCCGUGGGCGUGUCUUGUAUUUGUGAUGGUCUCUAUGAAACUGUGGAUUAUCCCAUAACAGCCUUUGUAUUUGAAUGUUUUGACAGCAAACAUAUAUUGACGGUUGCUAGUCAGAUUUACAAAGUGACGUCAUACCUACAUAAUAACGAGUUAGCCCACAAUGUCUUCUUCACUCGAGGACAGCGGUUAUCAGAUAGAAACAACUUUUUAACUGAUGUCACUCACACUCUAAGUGAUACUUUAAGAAUCUUCAUCUGGGUCAGAAAGCCUUCCUCUGGAGUGAAAAAUGAAAAUGUAUUUAAUAUUGCUGUUUGCGAACUUGGCGGAUUCCUGCCAAUACGUGAACGAACAUGGUAUGAAAACAUGACUGAGAAAGAAGUUUGUGAGAAAUUAGAAAGUGCUGCUCUGGAUCGCGAACGAUAUGAAAAAAUACGAAAAGAUAUAUCUCAACUGGUUCAAAAAUAACAAGAAUGAAGACAAUGUCUAGAUUUGUUGAAACCAAAUAUGAUUUUUCAAUAUUUUUUAAGAUCCGAAAAUGAUUGUGAAAUUUGGAAUUGGCGCACGGUGGAAUACAGCACGCGCGGUGUAAAUCCGUCGUAAAAUAACGAGAGUGGUUUACGCACGACUAUAAACGAAUUCACGCUUGCGUCUUUUCAACAGCAUUCACGUCGGAAUAUCUGAAAAUAUUGGGGUCUCUUGAAGCUCUUCACAACGCCUUCUCUAGAAUGCUUUUAAACGCUGCGUGUGUUGUACGGAUAUUUUUCAUCAAAUAUGCUUUCAGUCUGAGACAUUCCAAGUGGUCUGUCUUAGACAUUGAUUCCAGUUAAAAUUACCUCCAGGGUGACAGUCUGAGUUCACUCACGAGGCAACUCGCUUUGUGAAUAGAAUUUCCCUGCAAAAACGAAACGGUGUUUGAAAAUAUUAAGACGUUGCAUUUUGCUGCAUUUUUUACCCUUGUUAAGUUAAAUUGUUGCAGUCACGAUGACAAAGGGAUAUCGCAGCUCAUCAAAGCGAAUGCCUCGCUAAAAUAUCACACAAAAACAUCUUCAAAUAUUGCGUUUUUAUUUCUUCAUAUAAAUAACUUGCGUAUAAAUAGUAUUUGGCGUGGAAACAAGAAGUCACUACACACGUUUCUCGAUAAGCCCUUAUCUGUUCUGCAUAAAUAUACAGUUGACUCGAAUAAUUUAGCUUCUGUUGUUCAUGAAGAAAGCCUUGUUUCUACUAUAUGAUAUGGGAGACUAUUUAUUUCUCUAUUUAAAUAGUAUUUGAAUGUGCUUCGGUCGAUAUCUAUGUCACAAACUGUUCAGAAUCCAGACAUAGUGUUCUGCUUUACAACCAUAUAUUUUAAGAUAUAACUUUCACGAAUGCAGCAAUAUUUCAUACUGCUUGUCAUUCAGUACCUCAACUGGAUCGCAUAUUUGUCGGUUCAUAUCUUAAUUUUAAUUUAACGUAUAGUUAGCUAUAAUUACAAUUAUGCAAAAGUCACAUCUACAUGACGUAUGUGCCAACCAUAGGUGUGUAAAUACACUAGUUCUCCAGUCUAUUUACAGAUCAGUGGUACAGACAGAUGCUAGAUAAUAAUCACUGAUAAUAAUAUACAA